This is a messenger RNA of Colletotrichum orchidophilum, 387 nucleotides long. RefSeq lists its product as uncharacterized. NCBI's taxonomy places the organism in Eukaryota, Fungi, Ascomycota, Sordariomycetes, Glomerellales, Glomerellaceae. The record is from RefSeq and is a predicted model, not a curated record. The coding region runs from base 1 to 387 and encodes 128 amino acids. The transcript has a single exon.
AUGUACCUUGGUAGACGUCCUGUCACUGGUCAGCGCCAGAUCCCACCUCUUAACCUUAGUCGAGUGAGCACUGCUGCCACUGCAUCCCUCCCCUCUGUCCCCUCCUCCAAUUCCUCCCUCUCUCUGACCCUCUGGCCCCCUCACCCACCCGCGCCCACACCCUUUUCUCACUGUGACGGAUCUCUAGCAGCCCCGAACUGUGAUGACGAGGCGUGGCUGAGGUCUAUUUGCAGCAUUCGGUCCAGACCAAUCUGGCCUGGUCGCCAAGACUUUCUCGCCUGUGUCGGCGGAAACAACCCCCCGGAUUGGCCCCCUCGUCCCAGACCUGUGGCUCAGCUGCGUCUCCAAAGCCUCAAAGCCUCACUCUCAGCAGCGCUUUCUUGCUGA